GCACAAUACUGCAACUACGUGAUUGAAUUUAAUCAACAGAAAAGUUUAGCUUGUUUUGAUUACAUUUUUCAUGGUGCGACAAAAAGGUUACUUAGCGUUUACCUUUGCGAAUCCGCCGUGAAGGCUAUGAAGCCAUCCAGUUCGGAGUGAACGGUUGCCUAGGUACCGCAAGUGAACGAGUGUAUUUGACGUAAACAAACCUGGAUUGUCAGCGUCUGGAGCUGCGCAUCUCGAACAUUUAAUUGCCUGACAGUCAAUUCACGCAAGAUGACAUCGUUCGAUUUACGGCAGCAGAAGCUGGAACAGCAGAGGCAACUAAUUGCACAGAAGAUGAAACAGAAGAGACAAACCGGUGCUAGUGGAAUGGUGCAGGCAUCUAAUGUAUCCAGUGCACAGCUGACAAGUCAUUCUAAUAAAUGGAUGAAUCCAAACAAGGAGCUUCAUGCAUAUGAUGGUCCAUUGCAGUACAUGUCUCAAGCAAGUAUAGAUAUAGGACCUUAUGCGGAAAGAAAAAACAGUGACGGUACAAUUAAUGUAGCAGUCGUCAAUGAAAGAAGUUUGUACGAAGGUUCGCAAAGUGUUGAUUGCGCCGAUGAGGAAUCAUCACCUGUAGAUUUUCAUUCGCCCACAGAAACUUUACCAUGUUCCUCGCCGCUUCGAGUGGCACCGUCAGAAGGAGCUAACACGCUCAUCAGUAGAGAGAAUAACUCUUCCAGUCCGGAAUUGGAAGGAAAUGUAGAAGGCAACAUUGAACAAUUCGUAUUACAACCUGCGAACAAGAAAAUGCAUUACAAAUGUCGAAUAACGCGCGACAGAAAGGGAAUGGACCGUGGUCUUUAUCCGACUUACUUCUUGCAUCUAGAGCGUGAUUACGGGAAAAGGAUUUUCCUACUGGCCGGUCGAAAAAGGAAAAAAAGUACAACGAGCAAUUAUUUGAUCUCGACCGAUCCUACGGAUCUUUCGAGAGGGGGGGAGUCUUUCGUCGGUAAACUGCGGUCGAAUCUUCUGGGAACGCAAUUUUCGGUCUACGACAAUGGAUACUCGUUGAUGAAGGAUGAUAAACGCGACGAGCGCUAUAAUCCGCGACAAGAACUGGCCGCGGUGGUGUACGACACAAAUGUUUUAGGUUUUAAGGGACCGCGUAAAAUGACAGUCAUUAUACCAGGUAUGACUCCUGAUCAGAAACGAGUGGAGAUAUGCCCGCGGGAUGAAUCGGAAACCUUGCUUGAACGCUGGAAAUCGAAACAUAUGGACAGCUUAAUAGAGUUACAUAAUAAGACUCCAGUAUGGAACGAUGAUACACAGUCCUAUGUGCUUAACUUCCAUGGACGAGUAACUCAGGCAUCUGUAAAAAAUUUCCAAGUCGUCCAUGACACCGAUGUGGAUUAUGUUGUAAUGCAGUUCGGACGUGUCGCGGAGGAUGUGUUUACGAUGGAUUACAGAUUUCCCCUUUGUACAGUCCAGGCGUUCGCCAUUGCUUUAAGUAGUUUCGAUAGUAAAUUAGCAUGCGAAUAACAACGCGGCCGAACGUCACCGAUCGAACACGGACUAUCUCAGUUAAGUAUAUACUUGCCUACAAGUUAUUAUGUCAUUCUAAAUCGUUGGCUCUUUAACAAUCAAUAAGAUCUGGUACCAGUCUCGAUAUGGUACUCGGCGUAUCGAAUUGUUUUAUAAUAACUCGAUCACGAUAAAACGUAACGAGAAUUACUAUAAAUGUGUGUUCACUUUUCGUAUUUCAUAAUAAAUCUAUUUCUAUAUUAAAGAUAUGCGAGAUGACGACUUUUCAGCAUAUAAAAAUGUUGAAUUUACAUAAGAAUCUUGAUAAUGCUGGCAUUAUACUCAAAGUAUCGCACGUUAUAUUUUGGCCAAUUUCAUUAUUUGAAAUUAAUUAUCGACAUGAAGCAAUCGUAUUGCUCGUUCGUCAAAAUGAUAUAAAUUCCUUGGCCAGUAAUUCGGAAUAUACGCAAUAUACAUUUGAACACAUUUGAAAUAUUUUCAUAAAUAUAAUUCAUAAACACAGGGUGUUUAUAAAUGAUGAACCAUAAGUAUAUGAUUUUACAGUGCCUUUGUACAUGAUAUUUAUUGUGCAUUAAAAAAAUUAUAUUUGUCAGUCUUUUUUUGUCGACUACAAAUAGCAAAAACAGAGCACAAGUUUUGUGGAAAAAAUAAUCUUGUCGUUAAAAAUUAAUAAGAAAAAUAUUUAAAUAUUUUAUUUAAUAAUC
Messenger RNA from Linepithema humile (Argentine ant), 2222 nucleotides. RefSeq names its product Tub domain-containing protein ktub (gene ktub). Lineage: Eukaryota; Metazoa; Arthropoda; Insecta; Hymenoptera; Formicidae. Gene Ontology annotation, biological process: protein localization to cilium. The record is from RefSeq and is a predicted model, not a curated record. Gene Ontology annotation, cellular component: cilium.